UCGUGAAGCUGUGAUAAGAACGACUUUUUCUUUUUGUUUUGCUUGUGGAGGUUGGUAAAUCGAUGACAAAACUUUUGACGUUUCUAUAACCGAGGAAUAAAAAAAUUACAGCGAUCAGAAAAUCGAAGAACCAGCAAAAUACCGUUUUGCUCUUGGAUUUCGAACAUUUAUAGAAUGUUCAGCAUGCGCCUCAAAUUAGGCACCACAGGAAACAAUGAAUGGAGGGCUUGCUUUUGUCUUCAUGUGAGAAUAUCAACUAUCGCUUUUGGAAUAUGGCAUUUGUUUCUACAUAUUUUGGCACUAACAGUGUUAGCAGCCAUGAUGCGCAAUCACAGCUACUUUGAACAAAAGCAUGAACUUGAAGAAACAGACUUUCUGCCUACCCCUCUUAGCAAAGUGAAAGAUGAUGAUAACCCGUACUAUUUGCCAACCACUCAGGAUGGCAGACCCAUUUUACCAUCGGAUAUGGACAUGGGAGCCAUUAUGACAAUUUGCACCUUUUCAAUCACCUUACUGAUGGUUUACGGAGCCAUCAAAGGGAAACCUAAACAAAUCUUACCAUUUUUCUUCUUACAACUUUUUGAUUUUGCCAUCACUACUUUGACCGCUACUGGAUACUUCUGCUACUUACGCUCAGUUCAUCGUCUUGUCUCUGAACACUGGCACAAUUUGCCCUUUCGUCAAGAAAUUCUCUCUUUAAGCCCUCAAAAUUUAUCCUUGCUUGUUCUUCUUUCGUUCCUGAUUUCUAUGAUAUGGAAGGCAUACUGGAUUGGGGUUGUUUGGCGUUGCUACAAAUUCUUGACCCUUCAGCAACAGGCCACCAACAGUACUAUUCAUUAUAUCUUGCCGAACGAGGGAUCUGAGAGAAACGAUCCUGACUAUGCUGCAAUGUUUAGAGAUAAUGAAGCGGCUUUGUUUGGGCCAUUGAAGCAGACGCCUCCUCCAUCAUAUCAGGAUGUUAUGGACGAACAACCUCCACCGUAUCCAGCCGCCGUAACUGCUACCACUACGGUAGUUCAAGAGAUUCCAGUACGUCGUUUCUUAUUUACUUAUGCUCCAGACGAUGCUCGAGAUGGUCAAAAUGAAGAAUCUACUGUUUCUACAACGGAAGAAGCCACCACAUCUAGCAACGAAACAAAUCCGGAAUCUCCAGUAGCAUCUUGCUCAGGCCUAAAUAGCAACGCAUCCCCCAAAAAAGAACAAGAAAACCAUGAAGAAGCCGUAUCUGAUGAAAUGAAGUCUACCGAAGAGGUCGUGUAUAUUGAAAUUAUAAAUUCAGAAGAGGUUGAAGAGAAAUCCGAUAAACCAGUGAAUGUUUAAAUAUUUGAUCGUCACUUCUUGAUAUUACUAUCAAUUUAAUGUCCUUUCUAUCAAUGUAGAUCUGAAUAAGUCCAUUAAAGAACAGAUUAAACCUUUAAGGGGUCAUUUGCCAUUAUUUUUUUUUAUUAUAGAGAUUAAAAACUGAUUGGGAUAUAAAUAUGUUUAUUGAAGAUUCAACUAAAGUAAUAAGUUUCUUCAGUUUUGUGAUAUGCAUAUUUGGUCCCUAUAUAUCUCUAUUACAGCCUGAAAGAAAAAUAAUUUCUCUUGUUGGGAAGACUGAUGGAUUGUAGUGGUAGCAUAGAUGCUUUAUUGUGAAUGUUAGAGGAUUAAUUAUUUUUAUUAUGGCUGUACUUCAGGAAUUCUUAAAGGUACAUACUGUUCUUUAUAAUGUUUAAUAAAUUUUAAUAAUAGUAUAGGGAAAAUAGAUUUAGAAAUUUACCAGUUGAAAAAUAGGUCAUAAACGAGGUAUAGGAUCUUUUCAUUGUAAUAUUUUUUGAUUUAGUUUGUUCAUGGGAAUUUUAUAAGUAAAGUUAAUAAAAGGUGUAUUAGGCCUAA
Molecule: messenger RNA, 1875 nt
Organism: Anthonomus grandis grandis
Lineage: Eukaryota; Metazoa; Arthropoda; Insecta; Coleoptera; Curculionidae
Product: lysosomal-associated transmembrane protein 4B
Exons: 8
Coding region: 175-1320 (381 amino acids)
Cellular component (GO): lysosomal membrane
Source: RefSeq, a predicted model, not a curated record